This is a messenger RNA of Ananas comosus (pineapple), 1396 nucleotides long. RefSeq lists its product as uncharacterized. The coding region runs from base 1 to 885 and encodes 294 amino acids. The record is from RefSeq and is a predicted model, not a curated record. The transcript has 5 exons. NCBI's taxonomy places the organism in Eukaryota, Viridiplantae, Streptophyta, Magnoliopsida, Poales, Bromeliaceae.
AUGCACCUGAGCAUUCGUUUAGUGUUGCAUGAGGAGUGCUUGGCUUGUCCAGUUCAGAUAGGUGAUUGGAUCAUGCCGGCAAAUUUGUUGGUGCUAAACUCAAUGUGGGGCUUCGAUGUAAUCUUAGGGAUCGAUUGGCUCACCAAGUAUUAUGCGAUUAUCGAUUGUGAAAGUAAGGUGAUCACAUUUCGUGAGCCUAUUCAAGAGGAGAUGGUAUAUCGUGCAUGCAAAAGCUUGCGCUUCGCGGCGACCGUGUCGGCGGCAAGGGCGAGGAAAAUGAAGGAAAAAUUCCUAAACCCCAAAUCCCUAAAAAGCCUCUGUCUCUCCCACCGCCCCUCAAAGGAUCUUCCAGCGCCCGCCGCACGCGGCUACUUUGGCGAGCUCGGCGAGGGAGGCGGAGGGCUCGGGGCGGGCGGAGGCUUCUUUGGCAACCUAGAAUCCAUCUCCCACAGCUGCGAAGAGAGACGACGCGGCGGAGAGAGACGACGCGGCGGGGGUGGCGGGAGCGGAGGUUCGCAGCAAGCUUGGUAUGGCUCCGUGAGCACUAGCACAAGCACACCCGAGUCACCUCAGUUCCAAUUCCAUGUCCGUGAUAUCCCCGCAUGGCUGCGCGAAGCCGCCACGUUCCUCACCCCCGCCCUCCUCGAUCUCAUGUUUAACUCCCUCUCUGGCCCCAUUCCCUCCGCCUUCGCCAUCGCUCGCCGGAAUAUUCCCCUCAUCAUCGUCGGCUACUGCAGCUUUCAUUGCGGCUCAUUGUGUUCAGAUUACCAGAAAACGUGGGCUUCCAUUUCAGACCUGAGCAAGAUGAUGUUGCCGAUCGUUAGCGUUCUCUGCACAUAUAAUUUUCGCCAUCCUCGUCGUCUUGCCAUGAUAGAUUCUAAAUAGCAAGCCUGGAUGUGGUGUUGCAUUCGUAAGGACUUAUAUCAUAGGGAGCAUAGUUGAGAAAACAUUCCAAGCUGGAACUAAGGUAAAUACAUAGAUAAAUUAUAUCUUUAAGGCUCUUGAAAUUCGCAUUCUUUAGCACUGGGUAUAUAUUUGCUCAUUGAUUGUAUCAUGGUAGGUGGCAUAUCGAAGAAACAGAGCAUUAUAUAAUGAUAUUGCUCAUCAAUAUCUAUUUUCUAAGACUUCAAAUGCAUUAUGUUUUAAUAUAUUUUUCAUAAUUUAUAACUUAUUCAAGGGAUAAAUAUAUGACAUUCGUUGAAUUUUCACGCCUUUGUGAAUAAGUCUCUAAAAUCGAUGUUUUGAUGUUGAUCCUUUUAACUUGUAUAAAGUGGAUUAUUCAUAAUUGCUUAUCUAAGGAGGAAUAUGUUUGCAUAUCCUAGAUAUUUUUCUUCUUCUUAAUUUGUUGUAACUUGAAACCAAUGUCUCUGCAAAUAUUAUACAUAUUUUCGAGAAU